Pestalotiopsis fici W106-1 is the source of this 489-nucleotide messenger RNA. RefSeq lists its product as uncharacterized. The transcript has 5 exons. The record is from RefSeq and is a predicted model, not a curated record. The coding region runs from base 1 to 489 and encodes 162 amino acids. NCBI's taxonomy places the organism in Eukaryota, Fungi, Ascomycota, Sordariomycetes, Amphisphaeriales, Sporocadaceae.
AUGGUCAACGACGGUAUCAAUGCUGAUCGAUGGAGCCAAUACAUCCGAGAGAUACGGCGUGUGCUGGUUCGGAACGGCUGGGUGCAAUGCCUUGAGAUCUACCUCAAUGUACAAUGUCCGAGCGGCAACUAUCCAGAUGAUGGUGCUCUGCGGCAAUGGAGCAGUAGAUAUAUGGAAGCAAUGUCUCGACUGGGAAAGGACCCACGAGUAGGAAUGCGCCUCGGGGCACUGCUCCGAGCUGGUGGCUUUGUCGAUGUAGAAGAGACAUCAUUUGAGUUGCCGCUGUGCGAAUGGCCUACGGAUGCUCAAGAACGUCAACUGGGCGCCUGGAACAAGGCGAACGUGGACGAGCUGUUGUAUUCGCUCGCUCUAUGGCCAAUGACAUCUCGCCGGGGACUCAGGAUGCCUAUUGAGAAUUUCAUUGAAUUGGUAGAGAAGGCCAGGGUCGAAGCUGGCAAUCCGGCAUUCAAACCGUACUUCACCGUGUAA